AUGUAAUAUGGGUUAGCUCUUAUUGCUUUAGCAUCAUCUAUCGAGUCGUCCACAUACACUGAACAGUGACCCCUAAAGACACCCCCGCCACCACAACGCCGCCGUCCACCACCACAACCUCACCGGCACAUCCCGUUUCUUCUUGAUAGACGGAAAUGCCCAUGCACUAACUGACCUGCCGCCUAUCUCGUCGAUAAUUAACUCCUAUCAUACCCGACCCGUUUCAUGACCUUUAUCCUCUCCCUUUCCGAAAGAGACAAACCAUUUCCCUUUUUCUCUUUUUUUAUUUUUAUUUUCCUUCAAAAUUACGUGUGCCUGUGAAUAAGCCCGGCCGCAUGGUUGGUAUAUAUAUAUAAGAGAGAAAACAAAAGGUGAGAGAAAGACCAUCUGAAAAAAAGUGUUUGAAGUUUAUCCAGCCUGAUGACCAAAAGUGAGAGUAAUAGUAUAUACAAUACAAAUUCAAAGACACACCGAGUUUAUUUUUCCCCCUUUCUCUCUCACACACACACACAGUCGGUCUGAUUUAAUUGUCGUUUUAUGUUGAAACCAGAGAACCAAAAAUCAAAAGGGAUUGUGCAAAUUUUGUACUAUAAAUUUUGCUUUGGUUUGGUAUACAACAAAAAUUAGUCUGUGUACUAGUACUCUUAGCACUAGUGCGAGAGCGAAGCAGAGAGUUGUGACUGAACGGAUUUUCCUACAAAGCCGGCAGGUAUGGCGUCGUCCAAGGUGAUGUCGUCUACAUCUCCGGCCAAUCCGGAUCUGCCACGCCACUCCACCACCCCUUCUUCUUCCAAUUCUCGCCCCCCUCACUCAAUUCCCGAUACCCCUUUUCUUCAUCACCGCCAUAACUACCUCAAUCAUCAUCAGCCUCCCGUCCCAUUUCAAACCGAUCAACUCCACCCUCAGCCUGAUCAAACCGUCGCCUCCCCUUUUGGGUCUAUGAAUAUGGAGGAAAUGCUCAAGAACAUGUACUCUGAACCUGACGCCCUUCCCGGGCCGGAAUCUCCCUUGGGCACUGGAGGUUCGGUCGGGAAAAAUGUGGCCGGCGUUGGGGGUAAGACGGUGGAUGAGGUCUGGAAGGAGAUUGUCACCGGCGGAGAAGCAGCCGGGAGCAAGGAGCCCAGGAUGACGUUGGAGGAUUUUCUCACCAAGGCUGGGGCUGUUAGUGAGGAGGAUGUCAGGGGAGCUCCUUCUCAGGUGUCAGCUGGUUAUGGCAUGGACACCAUGAUGAAUGCCGCUGUUCCUGUUCAAUUUCCGGCGGCUCCAGGGCCGUUGGUUCACAUGCAGAAUGGCCAGGGGGGUUUUGGCAUGGAGACACACAUGGGUUUUGCCAAUGGGAUGGUUCCGGCACCUGUCGCCGGCUCUGUCAGACCAGGUAGUGGCGGUGGAGGUGGCAGAGGUAAGAGGAGGGUUCCGCCGGUGGAGGACGUGGCGCUUGACAAAGCCACGCAGCAGAAGCAGAGGAGGAUGAUCAAGAACAGAGAAUCUGCUGCAAGGUCUCGGGAGCGCAAGCAGGCUUAUACUGUGGAAUUGGAGUCUCUGGUGACUCAAUUGGAGGAGGAAAACGCAAGGCUUCUGAGAGCAGAGGCGGAACAAAAAAAAGAGAGGUUUAAGCAGCUUAUGGAAAACUUGAUUCCUGUUGUGGAGAAGCGAAGACCUCCUCGAGUUCUGCGGAGAGUUCAAAGUAUGAGCUGGUAGGCUGGGGUUUAUUGUUUAUAGUCAUCAAUGAUAAAAUGUAGGAAAAAGGUGGUUUAUGACCCAUUGAAGGAGACAUUCCGAUGUGGAAGAAUAUGCUUGAUGGGGGAGUAUUUGCAGAAAGAAAUGAAACCGAAAGGUGUGAUUAGAUAUCGAGGAUGUUUUCUCAUCAGCGAUUUGUGAUGAAGCAUGAGGUCUAUCUCUUUUAGGCUUUUACAUAGCUUAGGUGGUGUUGUAGAGAAAGUGAUUACCGUCUUUUUUAUACAGGAAAAUGUAGUCUCUCUUGUUACUUCUUCAACUUUGACUAAUUUAUACAUGUAAUUUGUAAUGUAUUUAUAGUUAUAUACAAAUAAAGGGAGUUUUAUAUGGUAGAUUUUGUUAGAGAAAAAUUGGUUCAUUCAGGUCAAGUUGAUUUUGCUAUUGGCCUACAAAAGCCUGCAAGUACAACAUGGAUGAGUUGUGCUGAUAUCACCCAGAAGUUGGUGAACAUGUUUGCUCUUCAAGCUAUCAGUACCAGAAAAGCCCAGAAGAGAAGGCCAGGUUUGAAUCUGACAAUGAUCAAUGCCUUGAAUAAGAUACAAUUUGUUAAAAGAGGAUGUAUUUGUGUGUUUUCUACUCCGUGCAAAGCCAUUUGUGCUUUGAGCAGUUAUGGUUAAUACAAAUGGGCUUUUUGAGGAAACUGGGUUUGAGAUCAAUUUUUUUUUUGCAUUCACUGGACUGGUUUUCUCUCGGGCGGAGGGAUUCAAAUAAAUAGUGCAUGAUUUGUGAUCUCAAAUUCAUCCAAUGAAAUGAAUGGUUUUUCUUUUUCCGACUGGAGGGGAGGGAGUAUAGAAAUAGUGCAUUUUUUUGUGAGUUCAAAUAAUUCAUUCAAUGAAAUGACUCAUCAAAUCUACUUCAGCUGCAAAGUUGAUGUAGUCGUUUGAUACCCACCCUUUUAAGUUAAAGAAUGAUUGUACUGUGACAUGUUUUCCUACUAUUACCUAUGUG
This is a messenger RNA of Oldenlandia corymbosa var. corymbosa, 2682 nucleotides long. NCBI's taxonomy places the organism in Eukaryota, Viridiplantae, Streptophyta, Magnoliopsida, Gentianales, Rubiaceae. The record is from the annotation of a GenBank genome assembly.